Molecule: messenger RNA, 483 nt
Organism: Fonticula alba
Lineage: Eukaryota; Rotosphaerida; Fonticulaceae
Exons: 2
Coding region: 1-483 (160 amino acids)
Cellular component (GO): membrane; intracellular membrane-bounded organelle
Source: RefSeq, a predicted model, not a curated record
AUGUCGAAGCCCGAGGCCGCGAACGAGGGCAUGUCCGCCACCCAGAAGCGCAACUAUGCCCUGCUUCUGGCGGCCGGUAUGCUGGUUACCGGUACCAUGAACACCCUCUUCACCAAGUUCCAGUCCCUGCAGUCCUUCGAGUGCGCCGACCCGGCCAACCCCUAUGACUGUGACAAGUGUCCGGAGGAUGCCCCGGACGGCACUUGCGUUCCUUUCGAGCAGCCGGUCCUGCAGACUUUCACCAUGUUCCUGGGUGAGUUCAUCUGCUUCAUCGUCUACUACAUCCUGCGCUACUUCAACAAGCGCAAGGCCGCCCAGGCCGGCACCGUCUACGACGAUGGCAACAUGCUUGUCGGGUACGUUCACCACCGGCCGCGGCGGGCACAUCUCGAUCUGCAUGCCUGCUUGUUCCCUUCCAUUCCGGCACCCACGUCCGCACCUGGGCCCUCGGGCCCGAGGGCCCGUCCGUUGGCCUCUCCGUGA